Molecule: messenger RNA, 2031 nt
Organism: Oncorhynchus kisutch (coho salmon)
Lineage: Eukaryota; Metazoa; Chordata; Actinopteri; Salmoniformes; Salmonidae
Product: 2-acylglycerol O-acyltransferase 2-A
Exons: 6
Coding region: 276-1283 (335 amino acids)
Biological process (GO): triglyceride biosynthetic process
Cellular component (GO): endoplasmic reticulum membrane
Molecular function (GO): diacylglycerol O-acyltransferase activity
Source: RefSeq, a predicted model, not a curated record
UUAUUUCAUCAAGUUUGUUUGCAGAGUUUAACUCCAUUAGGAAGGUGAACUAGAGACCAGCAACAACUGAAUAACAGAACUUCCACAGCGCUGCCCGAGCCCUUCAGUUUCAGAACUUUAAGUUGCAUCAAAUUAGGAACUUUCACUCAAAACAGCAACGCGUUUCCUCAUACACACACACACACACACACAGAAAGACAGAGACAGACAGAGAGAAGGGGACCAGACAGACUAACCCUCACCUUGUAGCCGGAAAGGUUGCGUCUUUCCCGGAGAUGAAGAUCCAGUUCGCUCCGCUAAACAUCCCGCUGCGGAGGAGACUCCAGACAGCUGCUGUGCUGCAGUGGGUUUUCUCUUUCCUGGCGCUAGCCCAGUGCUGUCUAGCAGGCUAUGUGUUGCUAUGCGUCUCUGACUGGUGGGUUCUGGCUGCGCUGUAUGCUGGUUGGCUGUAUCUGGACAGGGACACACCCACCAGUGGGGGUCGGAGGUCAGAGUGGCUUCGGAACUGGAGCGUCUGGAAACACUUCAGAGACUACUUCCCUCUCAAUCUCAUAAAGAUGGUGGAUCUGGACCCUGGUUCUAACUACAUCUUUGGGUUCCACCCCCAUGGUGUUCUAGUGGCGGGGGGUUUUGGGAACUUCUGUACGGAGGCGUCAGGGUUCUCCUUGCUGUUCCCCGGGCUGACCCCCUACCUCCUGAUGCUGCCAUUCUGGUUCAGAGUACCCUUCUUUAGGGACUACAUCAUGUGUGGAGGUCUGGUAUCCAGUGAGAAAGCCAGCCUGUCCUACCUGCUCUCAGCUCCUAGAGGAGGUAAUGUGGCGGUGGUGGCUAUAGGGGGCGCUCCAGAGGCUCUAGACGCCCGACCAGGAGCUCUCACCCUUCAGAUUCUACACCGCAAGGGAUUCAUCAAACUGGCACUAAAACAUGGGGCUCAGUUAGUACCUGUGUUCUCCUUUGGGGAGAAUGAGCUCUUCGACCAGAUGACCAACCCCACCGGCUCGCCGCUCCGCUGGCUACAGGACCACCUGCAAAGGCUCAUGGGAGUGGCACUGCCGCUGUUCACCGGGAGAGGAGUGUUCCAGUACAGCUUUGGUCUGCUGCCCUACAGACAGCCCAUACACACUGUUGUGGGUAGGCCUAUUCCAGUGGUCCAGACCCCCUCUCCCACUAAGGAUGAUAUAGACGGUCUCCAUUCUCUCUACCUGGAGGGCCUCACUACGGUGUUUGAAGACAACAAGGACAACUACGGCAUUGCACCAGACAAACACCUCCACUUCAUCUAGACAUCUGUGUGAAGAGUUGUUCACACGUAUAAUCAGAAAGAAAAAGAUUUACAGAUUAAGCCAAAGAUGCUGCAACACCUUCUAGGUCAGAGUUCGAGCUUUUUUUCUACUGUUAUUGACUUGUUUAUCGUUUAUUAUUUACUCCAUGUGUAACUCUGUGUUGUUGUCUGUUCACACUGCUAUACUUUAUCUUGGCCAGGUCACAGUUGUAAAUGAGAACUUGUUCUCAACUAGCCUACCUGGUUAAAUAAAGGUUAAAUAAAAAUUUUAAAAAACGGCUGGAGGUUAGGGUUCUGUAGAGUUUUAUAAAACAUCACAAUACAUUGCAGAGCGUUUGAUUUGCCUGCUGUGGGGCAAGGAGACCCUCCGCUCUGCUAAAACUACUGACAACUGCGUGCCAUUUUCAAGGAAUUGUUAAAUAAAUGUUGUAAUAUCAGCAUCUCUUGAAGAGCUUAGUCAGAACAACAAAUGUCAGAUUAUUGCAUGUAAAACGAUUGCACACAUGUAGCUCUAUCAUCAGAGUUAUACAGCAAGUAACUGCAUGCUUUCAUGAUCAGUAAACAUCAAUGAUCAUGUAGUUUCAGAUACGGGAGGGUAGCCUAUCUAUGUCUCAAUAUUGGCACCCGUUUAUUGGAUAUUUGAGUGAUAUGAAAUACACUGAACAAAAAUAUCAUUGCAACAUGUAAAGUGUUGGUUUCAUGAGCUAAAAUAAAAGAUCCCAGAAUUGUUCCAUACAAACAAAAUAUGA